AGUUCAGGUAUAGCCCGCGCACGCGCGGAGGUAGCAGCGGAUGUUUACAGCGGCUGAGGUCCGUCCGAAGCGACAGAAGCGUCUGAAGAACUGCUCUCCGAGACUAAAUCCGAGGGCUGCUGAGCGCCGAGGUUCUUAUAUAAUCCAUGCUGGCCUGGAACUCACUGAAGAUGACCUUGAACUCCUGAAUAGGAGCUGUUUUGAUUCAGAAAGUCUACUAAUCUUCUGUGGUUUGGUAGUCUUUCCUUCAGCAGUUUAUAUCAGCAUCACCAGCUUUUAAGAAAUAAAACCAUUAGUUUGGAAAAGUCACCUGAGUCUUGCUUGGCUGUAAUCUUGAACAUGGGCGGUGCUGUGAGUGCUGGUGAGGACAACGAUGAGCUCAUUGAUAAUUUGAAGGAAGCCCAGUACAUCCGGACGGACUUAGUAGAGCAGGCUUUCCGAGCUAUUGAUCGAGCAGAUUAUUAUCUUGAAGAAUUUAAAGAAAAUGCAUACAAAGACUUGGCAUGGAAACAUGGAAAUAUUCAUCUCUCAGCCCCGUGCAUCUACUCGGAGGUCAUGGAGGCUCUGGAUCUGCAGCCUGGGCUCUCAUUUCUGAAUUUGGGCAGUGGUACUGGCUACCUCAGCUCCAUGGUGGGACUCAUUCUAGGUCCUUUUGGUGUGAACCAUGGGGUGGAGCUUCAUUCAGAUGUGACUGAGUAUGCGAAACAGAAACUGGAUGUCUUCAUCAGAACAAGUGACAGUUUUGAUAAAUUUGACUUUUGUGAACCUUCCUUUGUAACUGGAAAUUGCCUGGAGAUUGCUCCAGAUUGUUGUCAGUAUGAUCGUGUUUAUUGUGGAGCUGGUGUGCAGAAAGAACAUGAAGAGUACAUGAAAAAUCUUCUCAAAGUUGGAGGGAUCCUUGUCAUGCCCUUGGAAGAGAAGUUGACCAAGAUAACACGCACAGGCCCUUCUGCUUGGGAAACAAAAAAGAUUCUGGCUGUUUCCUUUGCCCCUUUGGUCCAGCCUUGCCGUUCGGAAUCAGGACAGUCCAGACUUGUCCAGCUACCACCACCAGCCGUGCGCAGCCUACAGGACCUGGCCCGGCUUGCUAUCCGUGGCAGCAUCAAGAGGGCUAUGCGACAGGAAGCCACCAGAGGAGGUGGCCUGAAGAACACACCUAUGUUUAAAAGAAGACGAGUCCGUCGCCGCAGAAUGGAGACCAUUGUCUUUUUGGACAAAGAGGUUUUUGCCAGUCGAAUUUCCAACCCCUCUGAUGACACCAGCUGUGAGGAUGCAGAGGAAGUGGCAGAGAGGACCUUACAGGAGACCAAACCUGAGCCACCAGUGAACUUCCUUCGUCAGAGGGUAUUGCGCCUCCCAUUGCCUGAUCCCCUGAAGUACUACCUGCUGUAUUACAGGGAAAAGUGAGCUGUGGGAGAGUGGGACCAGGAUUCCCAGAGGAAACUGCUGGCCAGGUACAUGUCUUUUCCCUUUCUUGGUUCCUGUCUUUCCAUGUAAUGGUGUGAUUUAUUUAAGUACAGUCUAACAAGAAACUACAUAGAAUUAUUUUCUUUGGGGGUGGGGUAGGGUGUGCAUCUUUUUGGCUCUACUGUAACUUGAAUUCAUUGGGAACUGCAUGAUGUCUGCUCCUUAUGCAGGCAAACUUUCACAUUGAGACUUGAACUAAAUUUGAUUGGAUCCUGUGUGAAGCAAGGGGCAAGUCUGUAAAGGUGUGACAUACCACCACUCGAAUUUUAUGUGGUGGUUCUGUUGCUGGCUUCUGACUUUUGCCUUUUUCUAUGUUCAGAAAUGUUUAAAAUCCUCCCUUAUUUAAAUCAAACUGAUCAAAUAUUAUGUGAAAUAUCAACCAUAAUUUUUUAAAGAAAAAGAAAAUGAGAUGCAGAAGGAGGGAUAAUGUAUAGAACUGCCAGAUAUCUUUCAGGAAUUUCCAAAGACUUCCAAGCAGUUGAUCCUCCCCCGAUUCCUUCUGAUACUUUAUUGGAACCACCAUCAAGUAAUCUCUUUUUCUGAGAGGAAAAGUUUUUCCUGAACUAUCGCAGUGAUUCAAGAGUCACUGAACUGCAAAGACCAGAGCAGUUCUAAGGUAUCUACAUGAGAAUUUUCCGUGCAGGUGGAGAGACUGCAGUGUUAGAGAAAGCCCGUGCUUCUUGACUUCUUUGGUCAUAUUAGAGUAGGUCAUAGAUUUUUAUCUUUUAUAAUUCUGGAGAAAAAAAUUGUUAGUUUUGUAAGUUUUCUUAAGAACAGAUAUAUGUAUUUUACUAGCUCCAUUGCAUUAGAGCAGUUUAACUUAGUGACUUGUGAAAUCUGUCAUCUCCAGGUCAUAGGUGUUGAGAACUAUCUAAUUUAAAAAAAAAAAAAAAAAAGGCAAUCUUUCUGACUGUCAGAGGGAAGGAAUUGAAGUUACAUUGCUGAUUCCAAAAGCUGGCUCUUAAAAAAAAAUUUUUUUUUCUAGCCCAAAGAAAAGAAUAGUGUUGUUAGUAAUAAGCCCAAAUUAGAGUAUUAAUUUAGGAUUAAGUACUGAGAUUUUAUGAUUUACUUUUAGUUUAGCCUCAUGUGACUUGCAGGAAGAAAUUUGAUAGUUCUGCGAUUUCUCCAGCUUAAAUGGGUAUUUUUGUUCUUCUUUUUCCUUUUCCUUUUUUUUUUUUUUUAAGUUAGUUGAAUCAUUUUUACCACACAUUAUAGUCUGCAUGUAUAGCUGGGAAAACAUAUAAUACCCUACAUUAUAAAUAUAAUGUACAUUUACAUGACUUUAAAUGUAAGCUAUUUAAAGAAAUUCAUAGUUGUUUUUACUUGCCUUUUAACUCCAAUUUGGGCUUCUUUUCUUUCAGAGAGAAAUGCAUGCUCUAACUUGACUUGCAAAUGUUUGUAGUUUGCAGAUCGUUCUUGAUGUUAACUCUAAUUGUUAGCUAGACUUUUGUUACCUGGAAAAUUUUGGACAUAAAAUUAAAUAAAUGAUACCUGUGGAGUUUGUAUAUUAGGUGGAUUGGUUGAAUUUUUUCCUGUGAUUGAGUAUGGGCUACAUUUUGAAAAGCCACAUUUGCCUUUAUGCUGGACUUUUAAAAAAAUGACAAACGAUGUGUAAGACAUUUUCCCUUUAUAUGUUAAACUCUCCUUAGCAUUUUGUAUUUAUAUUUUAUCACUUUGUGAUUUUAAACCACAAUUCAGUGAAAUAUAGUUGUAACAAGUGAGAAAUAGAUUGGCCUUUAUCUUAUACUUCCAGGAAAAAUUUAAAUUUUCUCAUAAACACUUUGCUGUCAGAAUUCAGUAUAUGCCAAUGAUAUAUACAAUAAUAUCCCACAUUCUGUUUUCAGACUAAUAAAUCUUAAUAUAGUCUAAUGUUUGUCUUCAGGAUCUGUAUUGUAAACAAAAUAUUGACAGUGGCUAUGUUUUAAUGAGUAUUUUUAAACACAUGACUUCUGUUGUAAGAAUCAAAGGUGUACAUAAAAAUAGAUUUGUCAACAUGGAACUUAAAGUUGAAAAUCCAAGAAAUUAGAAACACUGAUUUUUUUUAAUGAGGUGAAACAUAUGGGUAAACACAAAUAAAUCAAUAAAACUGUGUUAAGACAUU
Molecule: messenger RNA, 3568 nt
Organism: Mus pahari (shrew mouse)
Lineage: Eukaryota; Metazoa; Chordata; Mammalia; Rodentia; Muridae
Gene: Pcmtd2
Product: protein-L-isoaspartate (D-aspartate) O-methyltransferase domain containing 2
Exons: 7
Coding region: 340-1407 (355 amino acids)
Biological process (GO): protein modification process
Cellular component (GO): cytoplasm
Molecular function (GO): protein-L-isoaspartate (D-aspartate) O-methyltransferase activity
Source: RefSeq, a predicted model, not a curated record